GGCUUCUGUUUAAUACUGUGGUCUUUCCUGUGUCAUCCGACCGUCCGCCCCGCCAAUUCGACGCGCCCGUAGGUUGGUCCCUUUUCACGGAACAGAACACAUCAGGACAUAUUCUUAUCACGACAGCAAUGAGUCUAUAUGUCCGUGCUAUAUAAAUAGCCAAUUCUCUCUUCCAUAUUUCAAAUCGCCAUCUCCAAAAUCCAAUUCAAACUUCCCAAUCUUUUCUUUUCUCCAAAUCCAGAAACAUCAUUUCCCUUUCACGAAGGCUUCCUGGCUCUCCUUUGAUCUUCUUCCAUGGAGCUUAUUCCCGGAUUACCGGAAGACUUAGCCCGGGAGUGCUUGUCCCGGGUCCCUUACCAGCAGUUCCCGGCUGUCGGAGCGGUCUGUAAAGAUUGGAAGGCGGAGAUCGACUCGCCCGGCUUUCUCUCGCAGAGGAAAUCAGCAGGCCAGUGCCAGGCGCUCGUCGUUCUGGUCCAGGCCCGGCCCAACCCGAUCGGUAAAUAUUGUUCUCCUGGUCUGAAGAACAUGCAUCCUCCAAUCUUUCUUCCCACAGUGUUCGAGCCACUCUCUGGCCGGUGGGCCGAUCUCCCUUCUCCUCCGGGAUGCUGUGACGGCCUGCCGAGGUUCUGCAGGUUGGCUGCUGUCGGGACAGACCUGGUAGUGGUGGGCGGGUUGGACCCGGUCACAUGGGAUGUCACGAAUUCCGUCUAUGUCUACAGUUUCUUGUCAUCCGAGUGGCGGCGCGGGGCUGACAUGCCAGGCGGGGACCGGUUUCUCUUUGGCUGUGCGUCUGAUGACGAUCGGUUGGUGUUUGUAGCGGGCGGGCAUGACAAACAGAAGAAUUCGCUGAGGUCCGCCAUGGCUUAUGAUGUUCAUAUGGACCGGUGGGUCCAGAUGCCCGAUAUGGCAAGGGAGCGCGAUGAGUGCAGGGGGACCUUCCGGGGCGGUAAGUUCCUCGUCAUCAGCGGCUACGGCACCGAGGCACAGGGCAAGUAUGAUAGGAGCGUGGAGGCAUUCGAUACCGCCAAGUGGAGUUGGGACCCGGUCGAGGAGAACGUGCUGGAGGCAGACACGACUCCAAGGGCCUGCGUGGAUGGGGAGGGAGACGAUGCCCUGUACACAUGCCGGAACAGGAGUCGAGACAUCGCGGCGCUCAGGGGUUCGACGUGGACGCCCGUGGCGGAGUUACCGUCUGAUGUGGCGAGUCAGAGUCACGUGAUGAGAUGGCGCAGGAAGCUGUUGGUGUUUGGCUAUGGGAGUGGAUGCAAGCCAGAUGGGGUCUCCGUACUGGAUCUGUGCAGUAAUAAUAAAUGGACUAAGGUAGAGAUUCCAGAAGAAUUUAGGGGUACUGUGGACGAAGGCUGGGUUCUAGAAAUUUAGAGUCAAUAAACCAGCUUUUAGUGUACGUGAUAUGCAUACAUUUGAAUAAUGAUUAACAUUAAAUCAUGAGAUUUUUUCGUUUAUUUCAUCUAUAUUUCAUUGAGACUAGGAGAGAGAUUCCUUGAUCACCUAUCAGUUGAAAGUUGACAUUGAUUUUCUUCAUUAUAAGUUGACAUGGCUACGCUAGUAA
This is a messenger RNA of Punica granatum (pomegranate), 1570 nucleotides long. The record is from RefSeq and is a predicted model, not a curated record. Lineage: Eukaryota; Viridiplantae; Streptophyta; Magnoliopsida; Myrtales; Lythraceae.